This is a messenger RNA of Saccostrea echinata, 2293 nucleotides long. RefSeq names its product glutarate-semialdehyde dehydrogenase-like. The coding region runs from base 55 to 1617 and encodes 520 amino acids. The transcript is spliced from 12 exons. Gene Ontology annotation, biological process: GABA catabolic process. NCBI's taxonomy places the organism in Eukaryota, Metazoa, Mollusca, Bivalvia, Ostreida, Ostreidae. Gene Ontology annotation, molecular function: succinate-semialdehyde dehydrogenase (NAD+) activity. The record is from RefSeq and is a predicted model, not a curated record.
UGAAAGUAGAAAUUUAUAGAAUGAUCAAUGUCCUGGAGCGUUAAAAGAUAGAAAAUGCCAAUCCUGGCAACAGUAAGGGUUUUCUCACCAUCAUCAAGACAUCGAUUAUUCUCAUCCUUUCAAAAAGUUAUGGACAAUCUGGCCCCACCCAAACCUGGAGCAAGACCUGCCAGUUCAUUUGUAUAUGACAAAGCAUUUGUCAAUGGAGAAUGGGUAGCGGCUAGCAGUGGCAAAACGUUUGAAGUUGUGAACCCUGCGAAUGGUAAAGUUAUCGGUUCCGUGCCAGACAUGGACGCCACGGACACAGAGAGAGCCAUUAAGGUGGCCUACAAAGCAUUCCAGAGCUGGAAGGAAACUACAGCAAAAGAGAGGAGCACUUUGCUCAGAAAAUGGGCUAAUUUGGUCAAUGAGAACAUAGAAGAGUUAUCUAAACUUCUAACAUCAGAGAUGGGUAAACCCCUUGCUGAGGCCAAAGGGGAGAUAACUUAUGGUGGUGGAUUUUUGGAAUUAUUUGCUGAGGAGUGCAAACGUGUGGAAGGGGACAUAAUUCAGACUCCUGUAAAAUCAAGGAGACUCCUUGUCCUGAAGCAGCCAAUUGGAGUAUCAGGGAUGAUCACACCGUGGAAUUUCCCCAAUGCCAUGAUCACUAGAAAGGCAGGUGCUGCUAUAGCUGCUGGGUGUACUGUGGUUCUGAAACCAGCAGAGGACACCCCAUACUCAGCACUGGCUCUCUGUGAUUUGGCUAAGGAGGCGGGAAUCCCAGCAGGUGUGCUAAAUGUGGUAACAAGUUCCCGUAACAAUGCAGGUCAGGUUGGAAAGACCAUAUGUGAGAGCCCUCUGGUAACCAAAAUGUCAUUUACUGGGUCAACUGCUGUGGGCAAGCUAUUACUACAGCAAUGUGCCUCCACUGUGAAGAAGGUUUCUCUGGAGCUAGGAGGUAAUGCACCAUUUAUUGUCUUUGAGAGUGCAGACGUGGAUGCAGCAGUUCAAGGGGUCAUGGGGGCGAAAUUCAGGUGUUCUGGACAGACUUGUGUCUGUGCCAACAGAAUUUUUGUCCAUGAGAGCAUUUAUGAUGAGUUCGUACAGAAGAUGGCAGUUGUAGUUGAGAAAGACCUGAAGUUGGGAGAUGGAAUUGAUCCUGGUACAACCCAGGGUCCUCUCAUCAACAAGAAGGCUGUGGAAAAGAUCGAAGCACAUGUUCAGGAUGCUGUUAGUAAGGGUGCAAAGGUGGUGUGUGGUGGGAAGAGCAAGGGAGGUAACUUCUUUGAGCCAACCAUUCUAACAGAAGUCACCAAUGAAAUGAGGUGUUCCAGGGAGGAAAUAUUUGGACCAAUCGCUGGCAUCAUCAGGUUUAAAACUGAAGAGGAAGUAGUUGGCCUAGCAAAUGCUACAUCGUCUGGGUUAGCAGGUUACUUUUACUCCCGUGACUUUAGCCAAAUAUGGAGGGUGGCAGAACGUCUGGAGUCGGGACUUGUUGGUGUAAAUGAGGGAGUCAUCUCUACCCCUGACGCACCAUUUGGGGGAUGGAAAGAGUCGGGUCUAGGUAGCGAGGGUGGACGUUAUGGCAUUGAGGAGUACUUGGAGAUAAAAUAUGUUUGUAUGGGAGGUCUACAGUAAGAAUACUGGCAGGGAAAGACUAUAAUAGUCUUGGCUAUGAUCAUUUUGUCUUUGAAAUGAGGGGUGUUUUUAGGCUACUUUUGGAUACAGAUUACUAAAAAUGCACACAUUUUCUGGUGUUAAAAGAUUUCUAUCUAAUGAUUUUAUCUUUAUCCCUUCCAUUGAAAUAGAAUGUUUUUAUGCAUUGUUUUUUCCAUAACCUUAAUUUUUUUUUCUUAAAUUGUUGUGGGGGUGUUGUAUGCAAUUAAUGGAAUUUUAUGAAGAUUCUAGUAUCAUUAUGAUGAAGGAAUAAAGGAUAAUUGUAGGUAUGUAUUUUCUUUCACUGUUUUGGAAAUAUACUUUAGAGAGUUUUGUUGAUACUCAAUCCUGCUUUUUUGAAUUAAGAAAAUAACCUGCUAUUGAAUUAUUACCUGUUGCAUUUUAUUUACAUAGUUACCAAAUUUGUUUAUAGAUUUCAUAAUUCUUAUUUAUAAAAAUUGUUUAAAUACUUUAUGACUAUCCAAUGUUUUACUGAAAGUGUACAUUUAUAUCAGCAUUCCCUUUCCUGAUUUCAGUAAAAAUAAUAUGCUCAGUUGGUGCUUGAUUCAUUUCUUAAUUAUAAUAUUUGAUUAAUAUAAUGUUGCAUAUUGUGUAGAUUUUUUAAUCUAUUAUAAUGUCAUAUGGGAGAUAUGUAAAC